AUGGCGAGCGACAAGCCGGGCCCGGGGCUCGAGCCUCAGCCCCUGGGGCUCAUCGCCGUCGGGGCCGGCGGCGGCGGGAGCAGCGGCGGCGGCGGCGGGGGCAGCGCGCUGGGGGAGCCGCGGGGGGCGCCCGGCCCCGGCCCCGGCCCGGUGGUGCUGCCCGCGGGGAUGAUUAACCCUUCGGUGCCGAUCCGCAACAUCCGGAUGAAAUUCGCCGUGCUGAUCGGACUCAUACAGGUCGGAGAGGUCAGCAACCGGGACAUCGUGGAGACCGUGCUCAACCUGCUGGUCGGCGGGGAGUUCGACCUGGAGAUGAACUUCAUCAUCCAGGACGCGGAGAGCAUCACGUGCAUGGCGGAGCUCCUGGAGCACUGCCACGUGACCUGCCAGGCCGAGGUCUGGAGCAUGUUCACCGCCGUCCUGCGGAAGAGCGUGCGCAACUUGCAGACCAGCACGGAAGUUGGGCUGAUUGAACAAGUGUUGCUGAAAAUGAGCGCUGUCGAUGACAUGAUCGCAGAUCUUCUAGUUGAUAUGUUGGGGGUUCUUGCCAGCUACAGCAUCACUGUCAAGGAGUUGAAGCUUUUGUUCAGCAUGCUUCGAGGAGAAAGUGGAAUCUGGCCAAGACAUGCAGUAAAAUUAUUAUCAGUUCUUAAUCAGAUGCCACAAAGACAUGGUCCUGAUACUUUUUUCAAUUUCCCCGGUUGUAGUGCUGCGGCAAUUGCAUUGCCUCCUAUUGCAAAGUGGCCUUAUCAGAAUGGCUUCACCCUAAACACUUGGUUUCGUAUGGAUCCAUUAAACAACAUUAAUGUUGAUAAGGACAAACCUUAUCUUUAUUGUUUUCGUACUAGCAAAGGAGUUGGCUACUCUGCUCAUUUUGUUGGGAACUGUCUAAUAGUCACAUCCCUGAAGUCCAAAGGCAAAGGUUUCCAGCACUGUGUGAAAUACGAUUUUCAACCGCGCAAGUGGUACAUGAUCAGCAUUGUCCACAUAUACAAUCGAUGGAGGAACAGUGAAAUCCGAUGUUACGUCAAUGGACAGCUUGUGUCCUAUGGUGAUAUGGCUUGGCAUGUGAACACAAAUGAUAGCUAUGACAAGUGCUUCCUGGGGUCCUCGGAGACCGCCGACGCCAACAGGGUGUUCUGUGGCCAGCUGGGGGCCGUGUACGUGUUCAGCGAAGCGCUCAACCCUGCGCAGAUAUUUGCCGUUCAUCAGCUAGGGCCUGGAUACAAGAGCACCUUCAAGUUUAAAUCUGAGAGUGAUAUUCAUUUGGCAGAACAUCAUAAACAGGUUCUGUACGAUGGGAAACUUGCAAGUAGCAUCGCGUUCACCUAUAAUGCCAAGGCCACGGACGCGCAGCUGUGCCUGGAGUCCUCCCCGAAGGAAAACGCGUCCAUCUUCGUGCACUCCCCGCACGCCCUGAUGCUGCAGGAUGUGAAAGCUAUAGUAACACAUUCGAUCCAUAGUGCGAUCCAUUCGAUUGGCGGGAUCCAAGUGCUUUUCCCACUCUUUGCCCAGCUGGACAAUCGGCAGCUCAACGACAGUCAGGUGGAGACGACUGUCUGUGCUACUCUUUUGGCAUUCCUGGUUGAACUACUUAAAAGCUCCGUAGCCAUGCAGGAGCAGAUGCUGGGCGGAAAAGGCUUUCUGGUCAUUGGCUACUUACUUGAAAAGUCCUCGCGGGCUCACAUCACCAGGGCAGUGCUGGAGCAGUUCCUGUCCUUUGCCAAGUACCUGGACGGCCUGGCUCACGGGGCGCCGCUGCUGAAGCAGCUGUGCGACCACAUCUUGUUCAACCCAGCCAUCUGGGUGCACACACCCGCAAAGGUUCAGCUUUCUCUAUAUACUUAUUUGUCUGCUGAAUUCAUUGGAACUGCUACCAUUUACACCACCAUACGAAGAGUAGGAACAGUAUUACAGCUAAUGCACACAUUAAAAUAUUAUUACUGGGUCAUUAAUCCUGCUGACAGUAGUGGCAUUACACCUAAAGGAUUGGAUGGUCCACGGCCAUCACAAAAAGAAAUUAUAUCACUACGGGCAUUUAUGCUACUUUUUCUGAAACAGCUCAUAUUGAAGGAUAGAGGCGUCAAAGAAGAUGAACUUCAGAGUAUAUUAAAUUACCUACUUACAAUGCAUGAGGAUGAAAAUAUUCAUGAUGUGUUACAGUUACUAGUGGCUUUAAUGUCAGAGCAUCCAGCUUCGAUGAUACCAGCAUUUGAUCAAAGAAAUGGAAUAAGGGUAAUCUACAAAUUAUUGGCUUCAAAAAGUGAAAGUAUUUGGGUUCAAGCUCUGAAGGUUCUUGGAUACUUUCUGAAACAUUUAGGUCACAAGAGAAAAGUCGAAAUUAUGCACACCCACAGUCUCUUCACCCUUCUUGGAGAAAGGCUGAUGCUGCACACGAACACCGUGACUGUCACCACAUACAACACGCUUUAUGAGAUAUUGACAGAGCAAGUAUGUACUCAAGUUGUACACAAACCACACCCAGAGCCAGAUUCUACAGUGAAAAUUCAAAAUCCAAUGAUUCUUAAGGUGGUGGCAACUUUGUUAAAAAACUCUACACCAAGCGCAGAACUGAUGGAAGUUCGUCGUUUAUUUUUAUCUGACAUGAUAAAACUUUUCAGCAACAGCCGUGAAAAUAGAAGAUGUUUAUUGCAGUGUUCAGUGUGGCAGGAUUGGAUGUUUUCCCUUGGCUAUAUCAAUCCUAAACAUUCUGAAGAACAGAAGAUUACUGAGAUGGUCUAUAAUAUCUUCCGGAUUUUGUUGUAUCAUGCAAUAAAAUAUGAAUGGGGAGGCUGGAGAGUCUGGGUGGAUACACUGUCAAUAGCCCAUUCCAAGGUCACUUACGAAGCGCACAAGGAAUACCUGGCCAAGAUGUACGAGGAGUAUCAGAGACAGGAGGAGGAGAACAUUAAAAAGGGAAAGAAGGGGAACGUGAGCACCAUCUCUGGUCUUUCCUCUCAGACGACGGGGGCGAAGGGAGGGCUGGAGAUCCGAGAGAUCGAGGACCUCUCCCAAAGCCAGAGCCCAGAGAGCGAGACCGAUUACCCCGUGAGCACGGACGCCAGGGACCUGCUCAUGGCCACGAAGGUGGCGGACGGCAUCCUGGGGGGCGCCGAGCGGCCGGGCAGCGGCGUGCACGUGGAGGUGCACGACCUCCUGGUGGACAUCAAGGCGGAGAAGGUGGAAGCGACCGAGGUGAAGCUGGACGACAUGGACCUGUCGCCCGAGACGCUGGGGGGCGGGGGCGGCGCGGCGCUGGUGGAGGUGGACGCCCUGCUGGACAACGUGUACAGCGCUGCGGUGGAGAAGCUGCAGGGCGGCGUGCGCGGCGGCGGGGGCGGCGGCGGGGCCAAGAAGAGCGAGGAGAAGGACAACGGCCCGCUGAUCACCCUGGCGGACGAGAAGGACGAUCUCCCCGACGCCGGCUCCUCGUUCCUCUUCGAGAAGAUGCCCGAGCCGGAGGAGAAGCUCCUCCCCGAGCUCCCCACCAGUCACAUCAUCCCCAGCAUGCAGGGCCCGCAGCUGCACCUGGGGGUGAGCGACGACCUGGGGCUGCUGGCGCACAUGGCCGGCAGCGUGGACCUGGCCUGCUCGGGUGUCCUGCAGGACAAGGCGUUCAAGCUGCCGGCGGCCGCGGUGCGCGCGGCUGCGGAGGGAGAGCCGGCGCCCUGCCGCGGGGACUGCGACGCCCCCGACGCCGAGCCCUCGGGCGGCAAGGCGCCCAGCGUGGACGCGGGCAGUGUCAUCUCCGACACGGAGCGCUCGGACGACGGCAAAGAGUCCGGGAAGGAAAUCCGGAAAAUCCAGACCACGACCACCACGCAAGCCGUGCAGGGGCGGUGCGUCUCACAGCACGACCGGGACCUCCGCGUGGACCUGGGCUUCCGGGGCAUGCCGAUGAGCGAGGAGCAGCGGCGUCAGUUCAGCCCGGGCCCGCGCACCACCAUGUUCCGCAUCCCCGAGUUCAAGUGGUCCCCCAUGCACCAGCGGCUGCUCGCCGACCUGCUGUUCGCGCUGGAGACGGACGUGCACGUCUGGAGGAGCCAUUCCACAAAGUCUGUAAUGGAUUUUGUCAAUAGCAAUGAAAACAUUAUUUUUGUACAUAACACGAUUCACCUCAUUUCCCAAAUGGUAGACAACAUCAUCAUUGCUUGUGGAGGAAUUUUACCUUUGCUCUCUGCUGCUACGUCACCAACUGGUUCUAAGACGGAGCUGGAAAGCAUCGAAGUGGCACAAGGCAUGUCGGCCGAGACGGCGGCGACCUUCCUGGGCCGCCUGAUGGCCAUGGUCGACGUCCUCGUCUUCGCCAGCUCUCUGAACUUCAGUGAGAUCGAGGCGGAGAAGAACAUGUCCUCCGGGGGGCUGAUGCGCCAGUGCCUGAGGCUCGUGUGCUGCGUGGCCGUGCGGAGCUGCCUGCAGUGCCGGCAGAGGCAGCGGGACCGGGCGGCCAGGGCGGCCCCCGGCAGCGGCAGCGGCAGCGGCAGCAGCAAGCAGGACGCGCCCCCGGGGCUGGCCGCCGCCGCCUCCAAGAAUUCACUAGAAAAUGUUCCAGGUAACCUUUCUCCUAUCAAGGACCCUGACAGACUUCUCCAGGAUGUUGAUAUCAAUCGCCUCCGUGCUGUUGUCUUUCGGGACGUGGACGAUAGCAAGCAGGCACAGUUCUUAGCUCUAGCUGUUGUUUACUUCAUUUCGGUUCUGAUGGUUUCCAAGUAUCGUGACAUAUUAGAGCCCCAGCGAGAGACUGCGAGAACUGGAAGCCAACCAGGUAGAAACAUCAGACAGGAAAUAAAUUCACCAACAAGUACAGUUGUGGUCGUGCCGUCUGUCCCUCACCCAGCUUUGAACCAUGGAUUCCUCGCCAAGUUAAUUCCUGAGCAGAGCUUUGCCCACUCAUUUUACAAAGAAACGCCCGCCGCAUUUCCAGAGCCGGUGAAGGAGAAGGACGCGGCAGCCCCCGGGGAGGAGAUCCCGCUGGAAAGCCCCGGUCCUCACACCGACUCGGGCAUCGGGGAGGAGCAGGUGGCGGGCGUCCUGAACGGGGCCGAGCUGGAGCCGAGCCCCGGCCCCGACGCCAUGAGCGAGCUGCUGUCCACGCUGUCGUCCGAAGUGAAGAAGUCCCAGGAGAGCCUGACCGAGAGCCCCGGGGAGGGGCCGAGGCCCGCGCCGCCCGUCCCCAGCAUCAGCCAGAGCAAGGGCAUCAAUGUCAAGGAGAUCCUGAAGAGCCUGGUGGCCGCCCCCGUGGACCUCGCGGACUGCGGCCCGGACCCUGUCCCGUACCCCGACCCGGCCCUGAAGAGGGAGGCGCAGGCCAUGCUGCCCAUGCAGUUCCAUUCCUUCGACAGGAGCGUGGUGGUGCCGGUGAAGAAGCCGCCCGGCAGCCUAGCGGUGACCACGGUGGGGGCCCCGGCCGCGGGGGGCGGGCUGCCGGCCGGCAGCCCCGCUAAUGUAUUCGCUGCCACGGGAGCCACACCAAAAAGUAUGAUUAAUACAACAGGUGCAGUGGAUUCAGGGUCCUCCUCCUCCUCCUCCACCUCUAGUUUUGUGAACGGUGCUACCAGCAAAAACCUUCCAGCUGUGCAGACCGUGGCUCCCAUGCCCGAGGACUCGGCUGAGAACAUGAGCAUCACUGCAAAACUUGAAAGAGCUUUAGAAAAAGUUGCUCCUCUUCUUCGUGAAAUUUUUGUAGACUUUGCCCCAUUCCUAUCUCGUACACUUCUUGGCAGUCAUGGACAAGAGCUAUUGAUAGAAGGGCUCGUGUGCAUGAAGUCCAGCACUUCCGUGGUGGAGCUGGUCAUGCUGCUCUGCUCUCAGGAAUGGCAGAACUCCAUUCAGAAGAACGCAGGACUCGCGUUCAUCGAGCUCAUCAACGAAGGAAGGCUGCUGUGCCACGCCAUGAAGGACCACAUCGUCCGCGUCGCCAACGAGGCCGAGUUCAUCCUGAACAGGCAGCGGGCCGAGGACGUGCACAAGCACGCGGAGUUCGAGUCGCAGUGUGCCCAGUACGCCGCCGACCGGAGGGAGGAGGAGAAGAUGUGCGACCACCUCAUCAGCGCCGCCAAGCACCGCGACCACGUCACCGCCAACCAGCUGAAGCAGAAGAUCCUGAACAUCCUCACCAACAAGCACGGGGCGUGGGGGGCCGUCUCGCACAGCCAGCUGCACGACUUCUGGCGCCUGGAUUACUGGGAAGACGACCUGCGCCGGAGACGGCGGUUCGUGCGGAACGCCUUCGGCUGCACGCACGCCGAGGCCUUGCUCCGAGCGGCCGUGGAGUACGGCUCCGAGGACGACGUGGUGAAGUCCAAGAGAACCUUCCGGAGCCAGGCGAUGAUGAACCAGAACGCGGAGACCGAGCUGAUGCUGGAAGGGGACGACGACGCGGUCAGCCUGCUUCAGGAGAAGGAGAUCGACAACCUUGCAGGCCCCGUGGUGCUCAGCACGCCUGCCCAGCUCAUCGCUCCCGUGGUGGUGGCCAAAGGGACCCUCUCCAUCACCACGACCGAAAUCUACUUCGAGGUAGAUGAGGACGACCCUGCCUUCAAAAAGAUCGACGCGAAAGUCCUUGCCUACACUGAGGGCCUCCACGGAAAAUGGAUGUUCAGCGAGAUACGAGCUGUGUUCUCCAGACGAUAUCUUCUACAAAACACUGCCUUGGAAGUGUUUAUGGCAAACCGAACCUCAGUUAUGUUUAAUUUCCCUGAUCAAGCAACAGUGAAAAAAGUUGUCUAUAGCUUGCCUCGAGUGGGCGUAGGGACCAGCUAUGGUUUGCCACAAGCCAGGCGGAUAUCGCUGGCCACACCCCGGCAGCUCUAUAAGUCCUCCAACAUGACUCAGCGAUGGCAAAGACGGGAGAUCUCAAACUUUGAGUAUUUGAUGUUUCUUAAUACGAUAGCAGGACGGACGUACAAUGACCUGAACCAAUACCCCGUGUUUCCAUGGGUCCUAACAAACUAUGAGUCAGAAGAACUGGACUUGACUCUUCCAGGGAACUUCAGGGAUCUCUCAAAGCCCAUCGGCGCCCUGAACCCCAAGAGGGCCGUGUUCUACGCCGAGCGCUACGAGACGUGGGACGACGAGCAGAGCCCGCCCUUCCACUACAACAUGCACUACUCCACGGCCACGUCCACCCUGGCCUGGCUCGUCCGCAUCGAACCUUUCACAACCUUCUCCCUCAAUGCAAACGAUGGAAAAUUUGACCAUCCGGAUCGGACCUUCUCAUCCGUUGCAAGGUCUUGGAGAACUAGCCAGAGAGAUACUUCGGAUGUAAAGGAGCUGAUCCCCGAGUUCUAUUACCUGCCGGAGAUGUUCGUCAACAGCAACGGGUACAGCCUGGGCGUCAGGGACGACGACGUGGUGGUGAACGACGUCGACCUCCCCCCUUGGGCGAAGAAACCCGAGGACUUUGUCCGCAUCAACAGGAUGGCCCUGGAAAGUGAAUUUGUCUCCUGCCAACUCCACCAGUGGAUCGACCUUAUAUUUGGCUACAAGCAGCGAGGACCAGAAGCGGUUCGUGCUCUGAAUGUGUUUCACUACUUGACCUACGAGGGCUCUGUGAACCUGGACAGCGUCACGGACCCUGUGCUCAGGGAGGCCAUGGAGGCACAGAUCCAGAACUUCGGACAGACGCCCUCACAGCUGCUCAUCGAGCCCCACCCGCCCCGGAGCUCGGCCAUGCACCUGUGUUUCCUUCCACAGAGUCCGCUCAUGUUUAAAGAUCAGAUGCAGCAGGAUGUCAUCAUGGUGCUGAAGUUCCCGUCCAAUUCUCCGGUGACCCACGUGGCGGCCAACACACUGCCGCACCUGACCAUCCCCGCCGUGGUGACCGUGACCUGCAGCAGGCUGUUUGCGGUGAACCGGUGGCACAACACCGUAGGUCUCAGAGGAGCUCCGGGGUACUCCUUGGAUCAAGCCCACCAUCUCCCCAUUGAAAUGGACCCGCUCAUUGCCAACAACUCGGGUGUGAGCAGGCGGCAGAUCACAGACCUCGUGGACCAGAGCAUCCAGAUCAACGCGCACUGUUUCGUGGUCACGGCUGACAACCGCUACAUCCUCAUCUGUGGGUUCUGGGACAAGAGCUUCAGGGUGUAUUCCACAGAAACAGGGAAAUUAACUCAGAUUGUGUUUGGCCACUGGGAUGUGGUCACCUGCUUGGCCAGGUCAGAGUCGUACAUAGGUGGGGACUGCUACAUUGUGUCGGGGUCCCGGGACGCGACGCUGCUCCUCUGGUACUGGAGCGGGCGGCACCACAUCAUCGGAGACAACCCGAACAGCAGUGACUAUCCGGCGCCACGGGCCGUCCUCACGGGCCACGACCACGAAGUUGUCUGUGUUUCUGUCUGCGCAGAACUGGGACUUGUUAUCAGUGGUGCUAAAGAGGGCCCCUGCCUGGUCCACACCAUCACGGGGGACCUGCUGAGGGCGCUGGAAGGGCCGGAAAACUGCUCGUUCCCACGCCUGAUCUCCGUCUCCAGCGAGGGCCACUGCAUCAUAUACUACGAGCGAGGGCGCUUCAGCAACUUCAGCAUCAACGGGAAGCUUCUCGCUCAAAUGGAGAUCAAUGAUUCAACACGGGCCAUUCUGCUGAGCAGCGAUGGCCAGAACCUGGUGACCGGCGGGGACAGCGGCGUGGUGGAGGUCUGGCAGGCCUGCGACUUCAAGCAGCUCUACAUGUACCCCGGGUGCGACGCUGGCAUCCGAGCCAUGGAUCUGUCCCACGACCAGAGGACUCUGAUCACCGGCAUGGCUUCCGGCAGCAUUGUGGCUUUUAACAUCGAUUUUAACCGGUGGCAUUAUGAGCACCAGAACAGAUACUGAGGCCCGGCGGGGCCGCCAGCCAGGCGGGUGGGCGCAGUCUGCGUGGGAAGGCGGCUUGGGCUCGCCCAUCGCUCCUGCACUAGCUGUGCAUCGUCGUCAGCCUUUUCCUUUGUGUUCCCACGACCGAAUACCAGCUCUGCCAGCCAAGCUUCGAUCAUGUAAAUUAUAUGAAUUAGGACAUGUUUGGGUAAUUAUUUCAUACAUUGUUGUUCAUUGAGAAAAGGUAGGAGGGCGCACAAGAGACUUGGGACAACUCUGAGGACCCUUGUGUCCAGUGGUGACAAAGAGGAAGCUCGGAACCUAACCCUAACCCAUUUCCAGCCUCUUUUCAAGCUGAGAAAAAACGAAACAUGUUUGAUACUUUGUACAUCAGAUGCAUCUUAUUUAAAGGGAUACUUUUGUAAAAGUAAAACCUUGUAUAAAAGCCAACGUUUCUGAAUUGCACUGUGGCGCUGCAAGUGCGUGCUCACACCACGACAGCGAUCGCUCUGAGGACGCUGCUCUGCGAAACGGUGGGAUUUGAGCUCAAUCGGCAACUUUCGACAUUUUCACUAAAAUAUGAUUUGCACUUUUUAAUCUGAAUUUAUCCCUUCUAAGUGAAAUCUGCUCAUAAAGCAUUUGGAUACUAAGCCAUUAUUUGCCAUUCUUGGUAUUUCUACAAAGAAAAGUCAGCCCCACUCAUCAUAAUUUGAAGACACAGCAGAAAGGGGGCUUGGGGUGAGGUCUGGGUUUUUACUGUCUAAAUAGGAGUCACGGUCACUAGUUCCAUAGCAACGACUUCCCAGCUCCUGGGCAUUUCUUCCAGAGUCAUCCGCUGGCUUAGUGUGUGUGCAGUAGGGGAGGAAAGUCUGACGCUUUUUCGUUGUUGUUGUUGCUGUUUUGUUUUUCUCUUUGGUUCUUGAAUAGCUUAGUUUCUUUAAUAACAAGUCGAACUUAAUCAUAACAAUAACUAAAGUUGUCGUUUUAGGUUUCUGUAAAAUUCAAACCUAAAGCCACAUUCUUAGCCUAAGACACUUCCUCUUUUACGAUAUAAAAUUAUGGCUAUCAAAUGAUUUUCCAUACAUUGUGUUGAUCAAGUUGUACACCCAGGGGUAUAUCCAUUUAUUUAUGUUUCUUCUUUGUAUAUUUGGUGACUGUCAUAGAUGUACAUAUUGUGUCAGUAGGGCUAUGAGGCAUGUUACAGGAAUGUAAUUUUCUCAGAAUUUACACUCAUUUGCAGUCAUUUAUUUAAAAAGAUUAAACAAGAUAAUGGGUUCUUUCUAUUGGCACUUUGCACCAGAAACAUAUCAUUAUUUAUUGAUGUGAUUACUUCUUUGUUCUUCACCUGUACUAGUAAGUUUUAGCACCGAAUUCCUUCUUCAUUGUUGUUUGUAUUUAUGAGAUCCUGAAAUUCUGGGAAAUCGGCGUAAUGAUUAAGUUAUUCACCACCAGGCUGUAAGCAAUACCUUGCGUUUGGAGGAGGACACGGAACAUCUGGAAGACAAAUUCACUUCAUCUUGAGAUCAUGGUGAAAUAUUUUGGAUAUAUAAAUUCCUUAAGCUAUUGUAACCAUGUUUUAUUGCAAAGAUGUAAAAUAUGCCAGAUGUGUGUGAGUUGGAAAUCAACAAAUGAAAAAUAAAAUAUGCAAAGAAUUUA
Molecule: messenger RNA, 10449 nt
Organism: Molossus molossus (Pallas's mastiff bat)
Lineage: Eukaryota; Metazoa; Chordata; Mammalia; Chiroptera; Molossidae
Gene: NBEA
Product: neurobeachin
Exons: 58
Coding region: 1-8814 (2937 amino acids)
Biological process (GO): intracellular protein localization
Cellular component (GO): membrane; cytosol
Molecular function (GO): protein kinase binding
Source: RefSeq, a predicted model, not a curated record